AUGUCUUCAUUGUUUCUCCCGCGGUCUCUUCCAUCAGAUCAUGUGUAUAAAGCCAUCAAUGUAUUACCUAUAACAACUCAUCCAAUGACUCAGUUUACAACUGGUGUCCUGGCUCUUCAGGUUAGCUUUUUCAUAUACUGGGAGCCGACAUUUGAGGACUCUCUUUCAUUGAUUGCUCAACCACCAGUUGUAGCUGCAUAUACAUACCGUAGGAUAUACAAAAAUGGAGAAAUUGUAUCAGCGGAUGACUUGUUAGAUUAUGGUGCAAAUUUUGCGCAUAUGCUUGGAUUUGAUAGUCCAGCCAUGCAAGAGCUUGAGGCUUUAUGUCACUAUCCAUACGAUUAUGAAAUCUUGAUUUAUUGUAGUGACCAUGAAGGUGGAAAUGUCAGUGCUCAUAUUGGACAUCUUAUGGUUGAUAGAUUAGAUGAAGGGAUUAUUUCACCGGAUCUUGGCGUACUUGAUUAUGAAGGGCUUUAG
This is a messenger RNA of Lactuca sativa (garden lettuce), 477 nucleotides long. Its product is annotated as citrate synthase, mitochondrial-like. Gene Ontology annotation, cellular component: mitochondrial matrix. NCBI's taxonomy places the organism in Eukaryota, Viridiplantae, Streptophyta, Magnoliopsida, Asterales, Asteraceae. The record is from RefSeq and is a predicted model, not a curated record. Gene Ontology annotation, biological process: carbohydrate metabolic process; tricarboxylic acid cycle.